Messenger RNA from Centropristis striata (black sea bass), 3063 nucleotides. It is a transcript of the gene pak2b, whose product is annotated as p21 protein (Cdc42/Rac)-activated kinase 2b. Lineage: Eukaryota; Metazoa; Chordata; Actinopteri; Perciformes; Serranidae. Gene Ontology annotation, biological process: regulation of axonogenesis; protein phosphorylation; regulation of MAPK cascade. Gene Ontology annotation, cellular component: cytoplasm. The record is from RefSeq and is a predicted model, not a curated record. The coding region runs from base 453 to 2048 and encodes 531 amino acids. The transcript has 15 exons. Gene Ontology annotation, molecular function: ATP binding; protein serine/threonine kinase activity.
UUGGGCUGGGUCGGUCGGUAGUUCCGCUUCCCUUCCGCCAUAGCGGUAUCCUCCCCGGGCCGCACAGAAAUAAGAAAAGUUGCUCUGUAAAUAGUUGUAGCCACGUUUUUUCCAACUCAUCUGUACGCGGUGUACCACCAGAUGCCCCGAGUCACGGAAGAAGUACUUUUAACGGAUUUACAGACGUUUUCGAGGCGGAGCGGCCGGGAGAGAAGUCCUGCUCAAGUUUAACGGUUGAGGAGUCUCCGGUGAGCCCGUCCGUUACCCCGGUACCUCGACGGUGCUUCCGUCCUCUUCCGCUGUCUUUUUCGGCUCAUCCUCCCGUAGCGCAUGAGCACGCCCGUGCCUCAUGCUGGUGUGAGCGUUGCCUCGCACCCUCUGUUUGUCGUCCGCUGUGCCCCCUCCCCACCCUCUUCACCCUGUGAGGCUCACAACAACAACAACCACCUCUAAUGAUGUGUGAUAACGGAGACCCCGAGGAUAAACCCCCGGCCCCUCCGGUCAGGAUGAGCAGCACCAUCUUCAGCACCGGCUCCGGCAAAGACUCGCUCUCAGCCAACCACAGCUCCAAACCGCUGCCGUCUGUGCCCGAGGAGAAAAAACCUCGCAACAAAAUCAUCUCAAUCUUCUCCGGGGCUGAAAAAGGUGGUCGAAAGAAAGAUCGAGACAAAGAGCGACCCGAGAUCUCACCGCCUUCAGAUUUUGAACACACCAUACAUGUCGGGUUUGAUGCUGUCACGGGGGAGUUCACUGGCAUGCCGGAGCAAUGGGCUCGACUACUCCAGACCUCGAACAUCACCAAGUCAGAGCAGAAGAAAAACCCGCAGGCCGUGCUCGACGUCCUGAAGUUCUACGACUCUACAGGCAACGGCCGGCAGAAGUACCUCAGCUUCUCAUCUUCUGAAAAAGACGCAUUCACUCCAGGGCCUCAGUCUCCUGUCAAAAAAGGCACUGAACCCUCUUCUCCGACUAUCAAACACAUUGAUGAUGAUGAUGACGAUGAAGCUCCUCCUCCUAUUGUGGCGCCGAGACCAGAACACACAAAGAGUGUGUACACUCGCUCCGUUAUCGACCCCAUCCCUGCUCCGAGCACAUGUCCAGACGGAGAUGCUGCCUCCAAGGCUGCAGACAGACAGAAGAAGAAGGGCAAGAUGUCGGACGAGGAGAUCAUGGACAAACUGAGAACGAUAGUCAGUAUUGGAGAUCCCAAAAAGAAAUACACCAGAUAUGAGAAAAUUGGUCAGGGGGCUUCAGGAACAGUAUUCACAGCCAUCGAUGUCGCCACAGGACAGGAGGUGGCCAUUAAACAGAUCAACCUACAGAAGCAGCCGAAGAAGGAGCUGAUCAUCAACGAGAUUCUGGUGAUGAAGGAGCUGAAGAACCCAAACAUCGUCAACUUCUUAGACAGUUUCCUGAUGGGGGAGGAGCUGUUUGUGGUGAUGGAGUAUCUGGCCGGUGGCUCGCUGACAGACGUGGUGACGGAAACCUGCAUGGACGAAGCUCAGAUCGCUGCUGUCUGCCGAGAGUGUUUGCAAGCGUUGGAGUUCCUGCAUGCGAACCAGGUCAUCCACAGAGACAUCAAGAGUGACAACGUGUUACUGGGGAUGGAUGGUUCUGUCAAGCUGACCGAUUUUGGCUUUUGCGCCCAGAUCACCCCGGAGCAGAGCAAACGUAGCACCAUGGUGGGCACGCCGUACUGGAUGGCCCCUGAGGUGGUGACCAGGAAGGCCUACGGGCCCAAAGUGGACAUCUGGUCGCUGGGGAUCAUGGCCAUCGAGAUGGUCGAAGGAGAGCCGCCCUACCUGAACGAGAACCCACUACGAGCGUUAUACCUGAUCGCCACAAACGGCACGCCUGAGCUGCAGAACCCCGAGAAGCUGUCUCCGGUCUUCAGAGAUUUCCUCAACCGCUGCUUGGAAAUGGACGUAGAGAAAAGAGGCGGAGGCAAAGAGCUGCUGCAGCAUCCGUUCCUGAAGCUGGCGAAGCCGCUCUCCAGCCUCACGCCUCUCAUCCUGGCAGCCAAGGAGGCCAUGAAGGGGAACCGCUAGCUGGAGUCAGCGCCCGCCGCCCCUCGCCAUGCUGUGCACACACAUGUGCCAACCAUUUAGAUUACGUGCCAGACAAUAGGCUGAGAGUGACUCGCCGCCACUCCUGACGCAGCAGCAGCCUUAUAAAGCCCUGACAAACCUCACUGUGAAGAAGACCAAAAAAAACAUAGAGCACAACUCCACCGCUGUCCACACGAACUCUAUUCUCACUCAGACGUCAGAAGACAAGUCAAACUGAAGUGCUUUAGUUUUUGAGUCGGGCAUAGUUAUUUUGUACAACAGAUCUCCUGGUGACACGUUCGGGCUAGGCUUGUAUUUAACUUGGAAUGAAGAAGAUGCCUAGUUCUAUUUAGUUUUUUUAAUCAACUGCCUUAAACAAAUGUUGCCUAAUGUAUUGUUGAUUGUGUCGAUGUUCCUCCUCCCAUGAUUUUUACUACCUUUGUAAUUUACCUUCUCAGCUCGUCAGUGUCUUAGUUAUUUUGAUACUUGAAUUUCAUAUUUGUCCCCCUCCUUGUUAUAUAUAUAGUCGGUUUCAUUCAGUUGCUAUUUCCACAUGUUUUACGGACAUUUUUCUCUCACCGGUUUUUAUAGGAAACAUUUCAGAGCAUUCAUGGACGUGUGAUGUUGUCGUAGCGGACAGACCUACUGAACCCGUUCUUUAGUCUCCUGAUACCAGAGGUGCACCUUACAGGCAAAUUAUGAUGUUAGAUUGACAGGGUUUAUACUUUCUUCUUUAUUGUUGUUAUUAAAAAUGAGUAUUGUAUGUUGAACUUCUGUCCUUUGUGUUCUUCUGGACUAAACAAAUGCGCUUCCCCCUCCCCCCAUGUGUGUAUAUUGUGUACUUAAUGUUUAGUUUGAAGAAGUAAAAAAAAAAAAGAAGUGGCCAUAUCUUAGUGGUUAGCUAUCGAAGGCUGGUGAAGACAAUUUGUUGACUUGUUUGUUUUUGUUGUUUUUUUUUAUUAUGGGCGACUAACAACCUUGUCUGCGCACUCAAAUAAAUGCAACUGUUAGUGCU